Messenger RNA from Ochotona princeps (American pika), 3587 nucleotides. RefSeq names its product NFKB inhibitor zeta (gene NFKBIZ). The record is from RefSeq and is a predicted model, not a curated record. The transcript is spliced from 12 exons. Gene Ontology annotation, biological process: regulation of gene expression. NCBI's taxonomy places the organism in Eukaryota, Metazoa, Chordata, Mammalia, Lagomorpha, Ochotonidae. Gene Ontology annotation, molecular function: DNA binding; POU domain binding. Bases 169 to 2316 code for a protein of 715 amino acids. Gene Ontology annotation, cellular component: nucleus.
AGGCCUGGUCGGUUAAAUAGCCGCGCCGCGCCCGGGGCCGCGCUGAGAUCCCCUAGAGCGCGGACGUUGCCGCAGCCAGCGGUGCGCCCCGAGCCGGUGGUGCAGGUACCAGCGCGACCCGAGCCGGUGGACACGGUGUCCUGGGCCCCGAGCGCAGAGCCCGGGAGCAUGAUCGUGGACAAGCUGCUGGACGACAGCCGCGGCGGAGAGGGGCUGCUGGACGCGGCCGGCGACUGCGGCCUCAUGACCAGCCCGCUCAACCUGGCUUACUUUUACAGCGCCUCGCCGCCGGCCGCCGCUCCGGGCGCCUGCGACGCCGGCUGCGUGUCGUCCGGUCCCUCGGCUCCCGGCUCGCCCGGUUCCGACUCCUCCGACUUCUCCUCCGCGUCCUCCUGCGGGGCCGUUGAGUCCCGGCCAAGAGGAGGUGCCCGCCCCGAGCGCGUGCCAGUUGAGCCCCAUAUGGGGGUUGGCAGGCAGCAGAGAGGACCCUUUCAAGGUGUUCGUGUGAAGAACUCGGUGAAGGAACUCUUGCUGCACAUCCGAAGUCAUAAGCAGAAGGCUUCUAGCCAAGCUGUGGAUGAUUUUAAGACACAAAGUGUGAACAUAGAACAGUUCACAGAAUUGAAGAACACAGGAUCAAAUAGUGGGAAAAGGAAAGGGCUUGAUUUGUUUUCCGAUGGAUCAGCUUGCAAAAGGCCAGCUCUGUUACAUACUCAGUUUUUGACACCACCUCAAACACCAACGCCGGGGGAGAGCAUGGAAGAUGCUCAUCACAAUGAACCCAAACAGGAGAGCUGUGGUGCCGACCUGCUUCAGAACAUCAUGAACAUUAAGAACGAGUGCAGCCCAGUUUCCCUGAACACAGUCCAAGUUAGCUGGAUGAACCCUGUGGUCAUCCCUCAGGGUUCUCCACAAGAGCCACGGCAGGACUUCCACGGAGGGCGGGUCUUCUCUCCACCUCAGAAAUGUCCACCAUUCCAAGUCGGUGGCUCCCCACAGAUGAUGGACCAGGCUUCCAUGUACCAGUGUUCUCCACAGAACCAGAGUGUGGAACAGCCGCCACCGCAGCAUUAUCCCCACAACCCAGCUUUGGAAUACAGUCCAUAUUCCAGAUCUUCCCAGUCCUCCAGCUAUGAAGUGAGCCUCUUUGAUCAUCAACAGCCACAGUUCUACCCAAACUCAACUCCUACAGCCCUCCUGUGUGAACGUGGGGAGUCUGAGAAUAUUAAUCUUCCCAUUCAGACGUCCCCCAGGAUGCAGCAGCAAAAUGAGGCUCAUCUGCAGAACUUCGGCCUGAUACCAGACAAUGCCUGUCAGGCUCUUGGGCCACGUGAUGCCGACGCUACCUCUUUAAAUCCGUUUCAGAGCAUCAGUGAUUCUAUGAACACCACACAGUUAGGGAAGUCACUUUUUCAGUGGCAAGUAGAGCAGGAAGAAAGCAAAUUGGCAAAUAUUUCCCAAGACCAGUUUCUUUCAAAGGAUGCCGAUGGUGACACGUUCCUCCAUAUUGCUGUUGCCCAAGGGAGAAGGGCACUUUCCUAUGUUCUUGCAAGAAAGAUGAAUGCGCUUCACAUGUUGGAUAUUAAAGAACACAAUGGGCAGAGUGCCUUUCAGGUUGCAGUGGCUGCCAAUCAGCAUCUCAUUGUGCAGGAUCUGGUCAACCUUGGGGCCCAAGUGAACACUACAGACUGUUGGGGAAGGACACCCCUGCAUGUCUGUGCUGAGAAGGGACACUCCCAGGUGCUUCAGGCAAUUCAGAAAGGGGCUGUAAGGAGUAAUCAGUUUGUGGAUCUUGAGGCAACUAAUUAUGAUGGUCUGACUCCCCUUCAUUGUGCAGUCAUGGCCCACAAUGCUGUGGUGCAUGAGCUGCAAAGAAAUCAGCAGCCUCAUUCCCCUGAAGUCCAGGAGCUUUUACUGAAGAAUAAGAGCCUUGUGGACACCAUUAAGUGCCUGAUUCAAAUGGGUGCAGCAGUAGAAGCAAAGGAUCGUAAAAGUGGCCGCACAGCUCUGCAUUUGGCAGCGGAAGAAGCAAAUCUGGAACUCAUUCGCCUCUUUUUGGAGCUGCCCAGUUGCCUGUCUUUUGUGAAUGCUAAGGCUUACAAUGGAAACACUGCCCUCCAUGUUGCUGCCAGCCUGCAGUAUCGGGUAACACAGCUGGAUGCAGUCCGUCUGUUGAUGAGGAAGGGAGCAGAUCCAAGCACACGGAACUUGGAGAAUGAACAGCCAGUGCAUUUGGUUCCUGAUGGUCCAGUGGGAGAACAGAUCCGACGUAUUCUGAAGGGAAAGUCCAUUCAGCAGAGAGCGCCGCCGUAUUAGCUCCAUUGACUUGGAGCCUGGUCAGCAACACUCACUGUCAGUUAGGCAGUCCUAAUGUAUCUGUACAUAGACCAUUUGCUCUGUAUUGGCAAAUGUAAGUUGUUUCUAUGAAACAAGCAUAUUUAGUUCACUAUUAUAUAGUGAGUUAUAUUAAAGGAAAAGAAGAAAAAUAUCUAAUUUCUCUUGGCAGAUUUACAUGUUUCAUGCCCAGGUAUCUGGGAUCUAGACAUCAGAAUUUGAUCUGAGUGGCUAAAUUGCCUUCAAUUAACAGUAGCUUUUGGGUAGGAAAAGACUUUGUUUCGUGGCAUUGCUUAUGUGGCCUAUGCCAGUUUGAAAGCAAGUAAAUUAUAGACAUUUCUGUAAGGAAAAUGAAAAGCACUUGAAAGGAAAAAAGUAAAUUUGGGUGUAAAGUUGAGGCUUCAUUUGGCAUGAUACAAUACUUUGUUAUUUAUGUUGGGAAGUCUCUAGUAGGUGGACUAAAUGAAAGAUGUUUGAAAUCGAUCUUUGCAAACUGUAAAUAAUUGGUAUUUUUGUCUUUAAAAAAAUAGUGUACAUAUUUUAUCAUUAGCAUGGCCAUAUUUGAACUGUUUUAAUCAAUAAGAACAAGUGAAUUGUUAGUGCUUUUGAAAAUGAUUAUGAAUUCAAAGGAGCUGUUGUGUAAUCAUCCAGCUAUAAUUUUUUUAAGGUGAUGUAGGUGGAGAGUUGUUCCUUUACUGACUGAAAGAGCUGUUUGAUUUGUAAAUAUGCUUUUGCUCCUGCAUUAAAAGGACAUACUUUAUGUCUCACUUUGUAGAAUUUAUAAUUUAAUGUUAAUAUUUUUGUUUUUUAAUCUAAUAGAAACAACGAAAGUCAAUGUUAAAGCCUGUCUUCCUGUUUUUUGUUGUCAAACAAUGAUAACGCACAGUGAUAUUUUAUAUUACUAUUCAGAAAACAAAGUUUUAGAAUUAACAUUUGCUUACCUCUGGCAUGCCCCAAUGAAUGCAUUUGGUUUUGAUUGCACACUAAUUUUUUGUAAUGAGUCUGGCUAAUUGAAAACCUUUUUUUUUUCUUAUAGUAAAUCUCAUAAACAAGUAACUAACUUUGUAGCUAAGGGCUUAAAUUCUUUUAAAAAAAGAUACCCCUUUGAAUUGAUCACAUUGUUUGACCUAGUAUGUCUUGUGGACAGAAGUUAUUGUUAUUAGGUAUCUGUAAAUAUGGUAGGAUGUUAACCAGUCCAUUCACACUGGAAAUGUCAUCCAUGAUCUUAAAUAAACAUGAAUUCACUAAUACUA